Molecule: messenger RNA, 905 nt
Organism: Trachemys scripta elegans
Lineage: Eukaryota; Metazoa; Chordata; Testudines; Emydidae
Gene: CPLX3
Product: complexin 3
Exons: 3
Coding region: 387-860 (157 amino acids)
Biological process (GO): regulation of neurotransmitter secretion; synaptic vesicle exocytosis; neurotransmitter transport
Cellular component (GO): SNARE complex; terminal bouton
Molecular function (GO): syntaxin binding
Source: RefSeq, a predicted model, not a curated record
AUCGAGCUCAGAAUAGCUCAGCACCGCUGGGGGCACGUUCGCCUAUAGAAGCGGGGAAGCCCUCGCCCCUCUCCUGCACACACGCAACCCCGCUCGGCUGGAGCUGUCCACGCGUCGUGGUGCUGAAUCUUGUCCCUGAGCCCCGUCGAGUGCAUCCCAGAGAGGCGCUGGCCGCGCGGCUAAGCAAGGCAGAGGCGCUCGGAGCUGUCCAUCGGCUCGGGUGCCGACCAGUAAACCUCCAGGCAGAGCGGAGCCGCUCAUCCAUGGGAGGCGGAGCGGGGCUGGCCUGAGCCCGGGCACCGGGAGCCUAGCGGGGGCAGAGCGCUCCAGCCACACCGCCGCUUCUUGUUCAGCCGAGCCCCAACUCCCCCCCGGCCCGCCCCGCUAUGGCGUUCAUGGUGAAGUCCAUGGUGGGCGGCCAGCUGAAGAACCUCACCGGCGGGCUGGGCGGCGAGGAGAAGGGGGAUGGCGAGAAAUCCCCGGCCGAAGCCCAGGGCAUGACGCGGGAGGAGUAUGAAGAAUACCAGAAGCAGCUAGUGGAGGAAAAGAUGGAAAGGGAUGCCCAGUUCACCCAGCGUAAAGCAGAGAGAGCCACGCUCCGGACCCACUUUAGAGACAAGUACCGGCUCCCCAAGAAUGAAACAGAUGAUAGUCAGAUCCAGCUGGCAGGAGGGGACGUGGAGCUCCCCAAGGAGCUGGCCAAGAUGAUCGAGCAAGAUAACGAGGAGGAAGAGGAAAAGGACUCUGUUAUCGGACAGCUGACCAGCAUCCCAAACCUGGACCUUGAUUCCCUGAAGGAUAAAGCCCAGGCCACGCUAGAGGACCUGAAGCAGUCAGCUGAAAAGUGUUCUGUUAUGUGACACAGCUGGUUCCCUCGACAUAACACCCCAUUCUUAACUGUAUAA